AGUGCUAGUGCUAUGGUGCGAGUGCGACCAGUCGGAGCACCAAAACCUACCCACCCGCCCCUAGGCGCACCACCACAAAAAUCAACCAAAACCCCACCUCUCAAAUUUUUUCCCCAAAUUCUCGGCGACAAGGCGGAGAUCGACCCACCGCCGCUUGCUUCCCGGCGAUUCUACCCGUAACCGCCGACGAGGAGGAAGCGGUUCCAAGCCAAGGGACCAAGAGCAAGGGAGGAGGAUGGGGGAGGGCGUGCAGGCGAUGCUGGCGCGGCCCAUCCAGCUGGCUGACGAGGUCGCCAAGCAGUGCGGCGCCGCGCGCUGCUUCCGGGCCGAGUGCACCGACCUCAAGUCACGCGCCGACAAGCUCGCCGCGCUGCUCCGCCAGGCGGCGCGCGCCGACCUCUACGACCGCCCCGCCGCGAGGAUCAUGGCCGGGGCCGCGCAGGCCCUCGCCAAGGCCUCCGCGCUCGCGGCCCGCUGCGCGCACGGCCACCCGCGCCUCCGCAGGCUCUUCACGCUCAGCCCGGCCGCCGGGUUCCCGCGCACCGCCGCGCUCCUCGACACCGCGCUCGAGGACGUCGCCUGGCUGCUCCGCAUCUCCUCGCCCCACGGCGGCGCCGACGCCGACGGCGACGGCGACCUGCGGGGGCUCCCCAACAUCGCGCAGAACGAGCCCAUACUCUUCCUCAUCUGGGACCACGUCGCGCGGCUGCACACCGGCGGCCUCGCCGCGCGGGCGGACUCCGCCGCUAACCUCGCCUCGCUCGCCCGGGACAGCCAGCACUUCGCCAAGCUCAUCAUCGAGGAGGACGGCAUACUGCCGCUGCUCAGGCUGCUCAAGGAGGGCACCGACGACGGACAGGAGGCUGCCGUGCGUGCGCUCGGCCUGCUCGGCUGCGAUGCUGAGAGCGUUGAUAAACUCGUGCAGGCCGGGAUUUGUUCCGCCUUCACCGCCGCACUCAAAGAGCCGCAGAUGCGCGUGCAGGCCGCUGUUGCCGAGGCUAUUGCCACACUCGCCGACCGGAGCCAAGCCUGCCAGGAGCUCUUCACACAGAACAAUGCCGUCCGCUAUCUCGUCGGCCACCUCGCGUCCGGGACCAUACAGGAGCACAGCAGGUACGCCGUUGGCUCCAGCAGCUCUAAGAAUACUGCUGCAGCGCCAACGCCCAUGACAUCGCUACACUCGGUUGUGCUUGCCAAGACGCUCAGCACACGCCACAGCGGCGACUUCAUGGUAUCUGUCCCUGAAGAGCCACCCAGAGUGUCUAAUGUCUCUAAGGAUGAAGCAGACACUAAUAAAAGGAACCAAAUGCAGUCGGUUGUGCAGUCUGCCAUGGCUGCCAAGACAAAGACCAAUGGGGUAUUGAUUCCACCCUUCAGACCACAGCUGGGCACCAGUGGCUCUAGUGGCCGUGGUGCUCGUGAAGUGGAAGACCCUGAGCUCAAGGCGCACUUGAAGGCCAUGGCGGCUAAAGCUCUCUGGAAGCUCGCACGAGGUCAUCUUGGAGUCUGCAAGAGCAUUACAGAGUCGCGUGCACUGCUUUGCUUCGCCGCGCUCCUUGAGAAAGGCGAUGGUGGUAUGGGCACAGACAUGCAGGUCUUCUCAGCCAUGGCUAUUAUGGAAAUUGCGCGUGUUGCUGAGCACAGCCUUGCACUGCGGCAGUCGGCUUUCAAACCCAGUUCUCCAGCCGCCAAGGCUGUUGUUGACCAGCUGCUACACAUUGUCUCCAAGGGUGACUAUGAUGAACUCCUCAUUCCGUGCAUCACAGCUCUUGGUUGCCUUGCGCGGACGUUCACAGCGAGCGAGACCCGGAUGAUCGCACCACUUGUGCAGUUGCUCGACGAGCGUGAGCCACCGGUUAUAAAGGAAGCUGUGCUUGCACUCACCAAGUUUGCAUGCACUGCCAACCACCUACAUGUGAGCCACUGCAAGGCCGUUGUCGAUGAAGGUGGUGCACGCCACCUUGUUCAGCUUGUCUACCUUGGCGACGAGGUUCAGAUCGAGGCGCUCAUACUGCUAUGUUACAUCGCUUCACACGUUCCGGAGAGUGAGGAGCUUGCGCAGGCGGGGGUUCUUGCUGUGCUUCUGUGGGCAUCAAAACAGACGUACAUGGUGCAGGAUGUUCGCGUUGAGGCACUACUGCCAGAAGCUAGGGCCAGGCUCGAGCUUUUCCAGUCCAGAGCCUCUAGGUGAUGUUGGCAACAAGAUCACUUGGCUUUGGUUAGUAAUUUUUUGCCGCAGUUUGUGAUCAUUGAAGAAGUAUUUCCAUCAUUCAUGAUUGUUCUAGUGGGGUAUAUCACUCUGUAGGUUGUGCAUAUCAACGAUCAGUUUGUCUCAGAAAGAUUGGUUGUGUUAUUGAAUUAUAUAUAUCAUGAGGCAAACAGAUUAUUUGUGUA
This is a messenger RNA of Lolium perenne, 2394 nucleotides long. RefSeq lists its product as uncharacterized. The record is from RefSeq and is a predicted model, not a curated record. Gene Ontology annotation, biological process: cell surface receptor signaling pathway. NCBI's taxonomy places the organism in Eukaryota, Viridiplantae, Streptophyta, Magnoliopsida, Poales, Poaceae. Gene Ontology annotation, molecular function: protein binding.